This is a messenger RNA of Trypanosoma grayi, 582 nucleotides long. RefSeq lists its product as hypothetical. Bases 1 to 582 code for a protein of 193 amino acids. Lineage: Eukaryota; Euglenozoa; Kinetoplastea; Trypanosomatida; Trypanosomatidae. The record is from RefSeq and is a predicted model, not a curated record. The transcript has a single exon.
AUGUGGACACAGCCAAUUACGUUGCAGAAGCAAAGCGCGCCGCAAACGCCAGAGGAGAAGCAUGCGCAGGCGUUGGUGACGGCGAGUGUGUUGAUUGAAGACAACCGCGCCCGUGUGCACAAAGCGGUGGAGCAGUACCAGAGCGUAGCCAACAGUAACUACUGGAUGUACGGCUACAUGGGCGGUGCGAUGGUGGCAACAAUGGCAGCGUGCCUCUCUAUUGGCACGCGCGUCCCUUUCUUCCGCAACUACGCGAGCUGGAUCUCGCUGGGCGGUGGCUACCUCGGCGGCAAAGCGGUGCUGGGUAUGCACAACUCGUACAAUAUGACGUCUGUCGUGAGCGCCAUCAACGCCGCAAUCGACGAGACGAACCGCGUCGACGAGCAGUACGAAUUCAAGAUUCCCGACUACGCCAGAGAGGUGGCGGCGCUCAAGCGGAUGAAGUACGAGUUGCUGCCGUACACCGCCGAGGCGAUUGAGGCGCGGCAGAACGACGUGAGCAAAAUGUCAAUCAACGACCGAGCGGACGCGCUCGUCGAGGCGUACGAGAAGCGGCGACACGCGGCGGCGCAAAAGAAGUAA